This is a messenger RNA of Cokeromyces recurvatus, 1254 nucleotides long. RefSeq lists its product as uncharacterized. The coding region runs from base 1 to 1254 and encodes 417 amino acids. The record is from RefSeq and is a predicted model, not a curated record. Lineage: Eukaryota; Fungi; Mucoromycota; Mucoromycetes; Mucorales; Mucoraceae. The transcript is spliced from 7 exons.
AUGAGAGAUAAUAAUUACAUUCAUCAAGAACCAAAUUCUGAUAAUAAAAGUCAAUACAUUUUACAAAGUGAAGAUGAAUAUAUUAAUACAGUUAAAAUCAAUAACAUGGAAACACGUUUAUCGAUGUCUCAAUUAGAAAAUUCGUCUACGUUAAAUACAAAAAAAGAAUGGCAAGAAAUCAAAGAUAAUGAAUUUCGAACCUUUGAUCUUACCGAAGUUAUAAAUAAAUACGGAAGUUAUCCAGAAUUAUUACAGUUAAUAUUAUCUAGUAAAGUGGAGGAAGAUAGACGAAAAACAGAAGAAGCAAAAUUACGUCAAAAGGAAUUAGAUUAUUAUCUUUUAAGUAAAGAUUUAACUCCUCAAAAUUACUAUUGGAAUUCAUCAAUCACUUCUUGUUUAUCAACUUUAAAACAUGAAGAGCCGCAAAAGCAAAUGAAACGAAAGAGGGGAGAAGAAGAGGUUCAAUUAUAUCGAGAAGAAUCAUCCAUAUUUGCUGCUGCUUCGUCCCACCUUUCUUCUUCUAUUCAGCAAAUAAGUUUGUCUGAUGAGACACAAAAUGGCACAAAUCAAAUAUUAACUUCAUUAUCAGCAGAAUUAAACCAUAAUAAAACAAUAUCAAGCCCAACAGCUAUUCUUGAAUUGCAAUCGCUAAAUAACUCUAUAACUAGUAAUAGUAAUGAUAAUAACAAACCCAUACCAGAAGAUAUACUUCCACCAAUCGGUAUUACCACUCAAGCAUAUAGUCCUAGCAAUGAUGAAAAAGCCGAGACAGUGAGCAAUAAUAAAAGCGUUCGAAGCUAUUCUACACUAGACUCGUUUGAAGCAUCCAUUAUGGAGACACUUCCUAUAAACAAUAGAUUGAAUACUUUAAAUUAUUCAUCAUCAGAAUGUGUUGGAAAAUCAUUUAAUAAUAAGAGUGUAUUAUUAGCUCAGAAACACGAUGUAGACAUCUCUUUGAAAAUGACAGAUAAAAAUUUGUAUGAAGAUGAAAACAAAAGCCUUUUAAACACAAUGUCAAGAAAAGUUCCGAUACCACCUAAUAACCGUUCAAAUAACAAACAACACAUAUCUUUGAACAGCUCACCAAUUAGACAAAGUAGACGAAGAAAAGAAAUGCAAGCUAUCACAAUGAUUAUUGAGACAAAAGAAUUUCCUUAUGAUGAUAAACAUGCUUGGAAGAAUAAUGGCAAUACUGUACAUAAAAAGACAGCACAGCGAAAUUCCACUAAUCUUUGCCUGUAUUUAUCAAGAUAA